GAUUUGUUCCCGUUCAGCCCUGCCAAGACAACAUGGCAACACAUACCGCAGCUUGGAUUAAGCACAAGCACGCUCCUUUGGAGCUUGGCCCUGCGAAGACGCCAACCCCUGGGCCCGGGGAGAUUCUUGUCAAAGUACGGUUCAUUGCUUUCAGUCCAAUUGAAUCCAAGCAACAGAAGAUUGAAGUUCACCCUUUGAAAUAUCCCAAUAUCCUCGGUCUCUCAUUCUCUGGCGUCGUUGAGAGUAUCGGCCCUGAUGUUGAGAAGUUCUCCAAGGGCGACAGUGUAGCCGUUGCUCGCCCCCACGGCAAAGCAAAUGAUCCAAGAUUUGGCUCUUUCCAGCAGUAUGCGCUUGCAUGUGCCGACACCACCUCGAAGCUGCCAUCAAGCGAGUUCUUAGAGUCAGGAGCCAAGGUUGUUCUCAAUCUUGCUACGAUCACAGCAGCAUGCUCUCACUUUCUUGGUCUGGAACGACCUAGUCUGGACAAACCCAAGCCUCCUAGAGGUGAGAGGAUCCUCGUCUAUGGGGGUUCAAGCUCGUGUGGUGGCCUUGCGAUACGAUAUGCUACGACUGCUGGUUAUGAAGUAGUCACCACUUCCUCGCCCAAAAACCAUGCAUAUGUCAAUUCCUUGGGUCCGGCUGCGGUUAUCAAUCACACCAACCCUCCCGAAAAGAUUAUCCAGGACCUGCAAGCUCACGGUCCCUAUCAUCGCAUACUUGACACCAUCGGCGUUCCACCAGUCACCAAUAUCAUUACCAAGUACCUCAGUAAUGUCGGCGGAGGAUCUUACAACACUCUCAUUCCCGUGUUCCCAGGCACAAAUCCAAUCCCGGACAACGUGGAACGCAGAUUUGAGUCAUACGGAUGGAUCUUUAAUAAUCCGGGGCAUGAAGAGUUCAAGAAGUGGUACUAUGAUACCUUGGUGCCCCAGGGGCUUGAGUCUGGAGCCAUCGUGCCCACUCCGUCGCAGCGGGUCAAUGGGGGGCUUUUUAACACUCAACACGCGCUCGAUCUCAUGGACCGCGGGGAAGUUAGUGGGCAUAAGCUUGUCCUAGACCCAUGGGACUGAGACUUGAUGUCUCUCACCUGACGUUUUGUCCAUGAUGGGCAUGUUUUGACGAUCUACCUAGUUUUGUUAUCGGAUGGUAAAAGGUUCCAUUUUCCUACCGCAGCUCAAACCAUUGAGAUUGUGUGCCGUUUGUCUUAAUAAAUCGGCUGGGGUCCAGAUCCACCACGAAGACAGUUCCCCUAAACUGAUAAUGGCCAUCCGUAGUCUUGCGCACCACCAAUGGAGAACCAGCGCCUUGAAAUACACAGAGAUAAUCACCCUCAGCUACUUGUGCAGUU
This is a messenger RNA of Fusarium vanettenii 77-13-4, 1348 nucleotides long. RefSeq lists its product as uncharacterized. Lineage: Eukaryota; Fungi; Ascomycota; Sordariomycetes; Hypocreales; Nectriaceae. The transcript is spliced from 2 exons. The record is from RefSeq and is a predicted model, not a curated record. Gene Ontology annotation, molecular function: oxidoreductase activity, acting on NAD(P)H. Bases 33 to 1070 code for a protein of 345 amino acids.